CCCAUAAUGGAUGACGUGGACCCCUAAAAAUUCCUCAUAUAAGUUGUAUGGAUAUAUAUAUAUAUAUAUGUAAGAAUAUGGUUGGCAAUAAGAACACAAGCCACAAAGAAACAAAAGAAACACCAUGGAAGCCCUCAAUUAUCCUCUCUCCCUAAUGAAAACUCUACUCUCAUCUUCUUCUCUUUUCUUCAUUUUGAUAACAUGUUUUCUGGAAAUAACAAAUGCUUUCCAAGCCAGUAUAAAAGAUACUGAAAAUCUAAAGCAUUACCAUACUGUGGAAAUCACUUCUCUUUUGCCUGCCUCUGUCUGCACUCCAUCCAUUACAGGUUUCAACAAGAGGCAAUCGACACUGGAAGUUACUCACCAGCAUGGUCCGUGCUCUAAGCACGUUCAUGGUGACACUGUCACUGCACCAUCCCUAAGUGAGAUCCUCUCCAAUGAUCAAUCCAGAGUUGAUUCCCUACAUGCAAGAAUCAAUCCACAGUUAAACACAAAUAAAAUCAAGGGCACGGGUUCAAGAACGCACAGGGUCAGCGAUAAAAAGGCCAGCCUCCCAGCAGAAUCGGGUCGCUCGCUUGGCAGUGGUAACUACAUCGUCGUCAUAGGCCUUGGGACCCCACUGAGACGUCUUUCUCUACAAUUCGACACAGGUAGUGACCUAACAUGGACACAAUGCGAACCAUGUGCCAGGUCAUGCUACCAACAGAAAGAACCGAUUUUUGACCCAUCUACCUCAAGUUCAUACCUCAAUAUAUCUUGCAGUUCACAAGAAUGCGGUCAGCUUUUGGGCGCCACGGGCAUCAACCCCGGAUGUUCUUCCUCAACAUGUGUUUAUGGGAUAAGAUACGGUGAUCAAUCCUCCUCAGUAGGUUUCUUUUCGAGGGAUAAAUUGGCAUUGACUGCAACAGAAGUCAUUUCAAACUUCAUAUUUGGAUGUGGCCAAAACAACCGUGGUUUGUUUGGGAACACUGCAGGUAUAUUGGGUCUCGGAAGAGAUCCUGUAUCGAUUGUGUCUCAAACAGCACCGAAAUAUGGCAAAUACUUCUCAUAUUGCCUCCCGCCAACUUCUAGCUCAAGAGGGUUCUUGGAAUUAGGCAGAAGUGGAAGUUCAAGCCAUGUCCGGUUCACCCCUUUUUCUAGCAGUCGAAGCAAAGAACUAUACUUCAUUGACAUUCAGUCAAUAACUGUAGGAGGGCUCAAACUACCAAUCAGCCAAUCUGUUUUCACGACUGCAGGAAGCAUAAUAGAUUCAGGCACUGUCAUAACACGCCUGCCCCCAGCAGCAUACGGCGCAAUGAGAGCAGCAUUCCGGAAAGGAAUGGCGCAGUACAAAAGUGCGCCAGCCUUUUCGAUAUUGGACACUUGCUAUGACUUCAGCGGUCUCACAACUGUUACAAUCCCGACUAUAUCUUUCACAUUCAGCGGCAGUGUUAAAAUUGACCUCCAUCCCACCGGAGUACUGAUAGGUGUUGGUAAUUCGGUAUUGUGCCUUGCUUUUUCUGCAAACAAUUACGACACCAGCGUGGGCAUAUUUGGGAACACUCAGCAGAAGACUUUUGAGAUUGUUUAUGAUGUUGCUGGAGGAAGAUUAGGCUUUGGCCCUGGUGGGUGCUAAUAAGUAACACAAAAUCAUAUCAUUAUCAUAAUUGGAUGCUCGGUAAGCACUUACCUUCGAUAAUAGUCUGUACUAUGUAAGCAAUAAGUUAGCCCGAAGAGCACAAAAAACCAGUCAAAGAAAGUGAGGUUAAUUAUGAUAUGUACUAAUGAAAAAUAGUAUGUGUGAAUUAUCAUACUGGCAAACACGAAAUAAGGCGAUCUUUUUAAUA
Molecule: messenger RNA, 1826 nt
Organism: Andrographis paniculata
Lineage: Eukaryota; Viridiplantae; Streptophyta; Magnoliopsida; Lamiales; Acanthaceae
Product: aspartyl protease family protein At5g10770-like
Exons: 2
Coding region: 125-1615 (496 amino acids)
Biological process (GO): proteolysis
Molecular function (GO): aspartic-type endopeptidase activity
Source: RefSeq, a predicted model, not a curated record